Aspergillus neoniger CBS 115656 is the source of this 1107-nucleotide messenger RNA. Its product is annotated as PAF acetylhydrolase family protein. The record is from RefSeq and is a predicted model, not a curated record. Lineage: Eukaryota; Fungi; Ascomycota; Eurotiomycetes; Eurotiales; Aspergillaceae. The transcript is spliced from 2 exons. The coding region runs from base 1 to 1107 and encodes 368 amino acids. Gene Ontology annotation, molecular function: 1-alkyl-2-acetylglycerophosphocholine esterase activity.
AUGAUUUCUGCCAUUCUAUGCACCAGUCUUUUGCUUCUCGGUCUCGGCCAAGCAGCAACCGUUCCUCUUCCUCCAAGCACCGGACCAUGCGACGUCACGCUCAAGGCCAGCGAACUAGUCGACUGGUCUCGAACCAAUCCAUUCGACCCAAAAGGGGGUAAGCGAGCUCUCAUGGUCACGACAUUCACACCCGUCAACUGCGGGAGUGUGCUCUCUGGAUCAUACAUCCCAAAUGCAACAGCAGCAUAUGAAGAUGAGACUUUCCAGUCUUUUGGGCUACCUGCAGGGACGUUCGAAUCUCUUCGCAUCCAGACACAGCAACAGCUACUCUCUUCCAGUAACAACGAAAGUUACCCACUUGUGCUCUUCUCGCCCGCUCUGGGAGUUCACGGAUUUGCAGUCAUCUCCGUCGAUCAUCCGUAUGAUGCCGAUAUUGUGGAAUUUCCCGAUGGUGGUACGGUGAUUGGUAUCCUCGAAAACACUACAACAGAUGCACAAUUCACUUGGGCAAUGAACGUUCGGGUCCAAGACAUGAUCUUUGUUUACAACCAGACUCGCAAUGAGACAGCCGUCAGAGAUAUAUUCCCCUUGUCACUGGAAAAUCCAGAUCUGCUCGCUCUCGACCGAGUAUCGAUCACCGGUCAUUCCCUCGGCGGAGCCACAGCCGCACAGACAAUGUUGGUUGACAACCGAUUCGUCGGAGGCAUCAAUCUAGAUGGUUCAUUCUGGGGAUCCAUCCUCAAAAAGGGACUGUCCAGCCCGUUCCUAAUGUUCAGUAACGCAAACCACACUGCGAAAACAGAUCCUAGCUGGGGCACAUUCUGGUCAAAUUUACGAGGAUGGAGAUUGGAGCUACGACUCGCACAGUCUAAGCACUAUUCCUUUUCCGACUUACCGGUACUGGUGGAGUCUCUGAGCAUCUCUGACGAACUGAAAGAAAUUGCUCAGGAAACUUAUCUUGGAACUAUUGGCGCUUUGAGGGCUAAGAAUGUGGUUGUCUCAUACAUGGUUGCUGCGUUGCAGUACUUUACCUCUGGACGCACGUCGGAUCUACUGAGUGGCCCUUGUGCAGCAUACCCUGAUGUGACCUUUGUACAUUCUGCCUAG